GACUCUUGUAGCGCUCGUUCUACAAUAAAGAAAUGUUUGCCGGCCACAUCGCCGAUCUUUGUAAUUAGGUCACCUUUUUUGGAGUCGAAUUUGCCUGCUUAGUACUGUAUCUUCAACAACGAGGCCGGGAAUUUAUCACAAAGAAGGGAAAGAGAGUCAGUCCACCACGGCCGCCAUUGCUUCGGCGAACCAUCCACCUCAUAAUAAUCAGCCUUGGCCCAUCUCCACUCUAUUCUCCGCGAGAUUUCUAUUCCUCGUCGACUGAAAAAGGAAACAAAACACACACACACACACACACACACACACAACCCAAAAAAAAAAGGAAAGGAAAGGGCAGACCAAGCAUAAAAGAGAAGUCAUGUCGACUACGCCCCCGCUCCCUCCGCCUCCAGGCCUCCCUGGAUUUGCAACAGCUCAUUUCGACCACCGACGGGACUCGGAGUCCGUGGCCACGUUACCACCGUACCAGCCCGCAGACGAGCCGCACAAAGGAAAAGAGAAGAAGAAGAAGAAGGAACCGCUGGUGGCUUCCUCCCCAAAGGCUGAUAGGGCACAGGAGCGGGCAAGGAUGGCGGAGGAGAGGGAGGAGAGGAAGAAGAGAGAGAAGGAAGAGAAGAAGAGGGAGAAGGAGAGGGCGAGGGAGGAGAGGAGAAGGGAGACAAAGGGGAAGAGAGGAAUCGAGCUGGGCUCGCUCUCGGGCAGCAAGGUGCUGGACGCGGGCAUUUUUGCCUCCUUGUGCUGCUGCCUCAUCUGCUGCUUCCCCUGUGGCGGUGGUUUGGCUGCCGUCUUGAUGGAUUGAUUAAUAGCUUGGGCUAAUUAAUA
Thermothelomyces thermophilus ATCC 42464 is the source of this 822-nucleotide messenger RNA. RefSeq lists its product as uncharacterized. The coding region runs from base 359 to 799 and encodes 146 amino acids. The record is from RefSeq and is a predicted model, not a curated record. Lineage: Eukaryota; Fungi; Ascomycota; Sordariomycetes; Sordariales; Chaetomiaceae. The transcript has a single exon.